CCGUUUUCUUCCAGGGACGGAACAAAUUAACGUUUUAACUGCGGCAGAUGGGGAGUUCAGACGAUGUUUUUGCAUUGGGUUAUAUCCGUUAUGUAUAUUUUCAUAUACCGAUGUCACUCGUGAGAUCCAUUACCGUAAGCCUACAGCUGUUACAGCGUCAUAAAGAUAGUCUCGUGUGGACACGGUGGACUAGAAACUACUAAACGGACCAAGACCGAGGCGCGCGCACAGUAGCAAGCUGAAGACGCAGCCUACUUCGCCCUGAUGUUUGAGUGACUGAGUAACUGCUGUAAAAAGGAGGAAGAAUAAAGACAACGGAAAUCUUAAAUGAACUAGUUCCUGCUCUUCUGAAGUGUUGGGAAUAGCCGAACUCCCUGCAGCCGCCACCAUGAACCUCUCCAACGAGACGACUCCACAGUGCUUCUCCAUCAACAAUCCUCCCUUCAUCUACAACCACACCAUUGCGUCCAGCUACUUCUCCAUUGUGUUCAGCCCUCUGGGCCUCACCUUCAACCUCAUCGCCUUUGUGGUCCUCCUCAAGUCCUUCCAGCGCACGCACAGCCGCUCGCGCUCCUCUUUUCUCGUCUUCCUCUGCGGCCUGGUGGUCACCGACUUCAUGGGCCUCCUGGUCACCGGCAUUAUCGUGAUCACCUUCCACUUCACCCAGUUCAACUGGCGCCGCCUGGACCCGCACUGCCACUUCUGCAACUUCAUGGGCAUGUCCAUGGUCUUCUACGGCCUGUGCCCGCUGCUGCUGGGCGCCACCAUGGCUGUGGAGCGCUUCGUGGGCAUCAACCGGCCGUUCGCACGCUCGACCAGCAUGCCCAAGUCGCGGGCCGUGUGCAUAGUGCUGAUGGUGUGGGCGGUGGCAGGGUGCAUCUCACUGCUGCCCCUGGUGGGCGUGGGGAGCUACCACAUGCAGAUACCAGGCUCCUGGUGCUUCUUCAACAUUAGCUCUAAGGCUAGCGACAUGGUCUUCUGUCUGCUCUUCUCUCUGGUGGGGCUGCUGUCCAUAGCCGUGUCCUUCCUGCUCAACACGGUGAGCGUGGUGACCCUGGUCAGGGUGUGCUGCGGCCAGGACGGCACGCAGCGUCGCCGCGACUACGAAGUGGAGAUGAUGGUGCAGCUCAUCUGGAUCAUGAUGAUCGCUACCAUCUGCUGGUGCCCCCUGCUGGUGUUUAUUGCGCAGACUGUGUUGUCAGAGAGCCCACUUCAAGUCCGCAACCUGCUGCUCUUCAUCCGUUUCGCCACCUGGAACCAGAUCCUGGACCCCUGGGUGUACAUCCUGUUUCGCCGCGCCGUCCUUAAGCGCCUCUACCCCAGCUGGGACUGGUCCCGGGGCUCCAUAAGGACACUGUACCCGGCCUCCUUCGUCGGCACCAUCCGCCGGUUCACCCGUUCUUCCCUGGGCGAUGAUGUCCUGGGGGGUGGCGAAAGGCGUGUCAGUCGAAACCCAGUCAUUUAACGUGAAGGCUCCACCUUCAUCGCCUUGACUGUUUCCUGUUGUUGUGCAUUGGUACUCAUCCUCGUCAGUGACAUUUUUAUUUAUAUGGUUUUUAGGUGCUGUUUAAACAGUUCUAAACAGAGACUGAACAUGGAUACGGCUGUGGCAUUCCACUGGGCACAAACAGGUUGAAUCAACGUAUUGUAAUGUGGAAUCUAUAUGGAAAAUACAUUGAAAUUUAAAAUGUUUUUUUCAACCACAAGGUUAUGUCGUCAUUGUAACCAAUUUUCAACAUAGACAAACCUUGUAUGAAAUAUGUUAAAUUUGUAUCUUUGAAACAAUGGCAGAACUUCACCGUUAUAUCCACUAUCAGAAGAAGGAAAAAAACAACAGGCUGAGCAGCACCUCCUACUGGAGAGUUGAUCUAUCUACAAGUAUAAAUUUGGUUUCCCAUCCAGGGUUUCCAACAAGCUCAGCCCUACUUAGUUGUUAUGUACUACGUCACUGACUACUACCAAUGUGCUAUUGUGAGAAUGAUUAUUGAGAGAUCUCUUAAUAACUAAAUAUAUUCACUGUCGCUAUCAAAGUAAUUCCAAAGGGUAGGUUUAACAGCGCAAAUGAAAUAUAACCAUACUUUAUAAGUCAUAUAUCAUCAAUUAUACUAUUUAGGCCUAUAUAGCAUUUGCAAAGUCAUCAACAGCUAUUAUUUCAAUUCAACCAUGGUAAAAAAAAAAAUAUAGAAACUGUGGUUAGAGCCCUGAAUGCUGAUUGAUUGACAGCCGUGGUAUAUCAGACCUUAUACCACGGGCAUGACAAAAUAUUCAUUUUUACUGCUUUAAUUACAUUGGCAACCAGUUUAUAAUAGCAAUAAGGCACCUGAGGGGUUUGUGGUAUAUGGCCAAUAUACUAUGGCUUAGAGCUGUAUCCGGGCACACGUUGCGUUGUGUGUAAGAAUAGCCCUCGGGCUGUAUUGCUUAAAUAGACAAUACAUAUAGACCUAGGGUUCCAAGCUUUGGUUCAUUUCAAAUUUACUCUUCAAGGUAAUUAUUAAUAUGUUGGAUUCAUGUUUCCAUCUCAACCAAAAAUUGAAGUUAAAGAAUAUGGACUAAAUUUAAAUCGAAGAUUAUUAAAAGUGCAUUUAAAGUUUGAUUUGAUUUAAUUUCGUCCUAUUCUUUAAGUUAGAUUGUUGGUUACGAUGGAGACGUUAAUAUGUCGUCUCCAUGUCUCUUCAUUUAAAGUGCAUUUAAAGUUUAUUAGAUUACAUUUAGUCCUGUUCUUUAACUUAGAUUUUUGUUUGAGAUGGAGAUGUGAAUCCAACAUAUCAAUAAUUCAUUUAUAGACAAACUGAGUAUUGAAUUGGGUUUGACUGUCAACGCAAGUAAAUAUCAACAUUUGAAAGAGAUCUUCUGUUUGGAUAGUUCCAUCUAUGCCACUGACAUAUUUUCAUUAAAAACGUUAUUUGGAUUAAUUUAUUUUUUCCACAAUAUAUAGUCCUGAAACAAAUCUUGGGUUGCUAGAGACGCGACCCAGUCAUUCAGUCUUUUUGUUCUGUAUCUAUGGACGUGACCCAGUCAUUCAGUCUUUUUGUUCUGUAUCUAUGGACGUGACCCAGUCAUUCAGUCUUUUUGUUCUGUAUCUAUGGACCCGUCUCAGUCAUUCAGUCUUUUUGUUCUGUAUCUAUGGACCCGUCCCAGUCAUUCAGUCUUUUUGUUCUGUAUCUAUGGACGCGACCCAGUCAUUCAGUCUUUUUGUUCUGUAUCUAUGGACCCGUCCCAGUCAUUCAGUCUUUUUGUUCUGUAUCUAUGGGACGCGACCCAGUCAUUUGUUCUAAAAUGUUCCAUUGACAUACUGGCUGGCAACGUUGUUAUCCCUUGCUUGCUAGCUAGCCAACUACGUCUAACUUACAGUUACGUCAAAAAGUGCAGCCAGAAUCACAGCAAAGUAGCUGCAUUUGCAUUUGUUUAAGCUGUUUUCUAGUGCCAUUUCUUUGGAUACAGUACAUCCAUAACAAUAAGCUGGUGAGGCGAGAUUUUGCCUGGCAUAGAAAAUGUGCUCACUCGUCAGGACACUGUUGUUCAGAGGAGCUAGCCAACAACACAGCUAACACAAUCACUUCAAACUGAAGCUGGAAAGACUGCAAAUGAGCUGUGUUUCAUUUUACCUUUUUUCAAUUUUUUUUUUUUUGUAUCCAUAAAAAUUAUGCCAUCUGAAUUAUGAUUUAGACUGGCUGAGAAACGCUGCCUGCCUUUCUGUCUCUUCCCGACUCAUGACAUGUUCAUUACUAUGGGACAGCUGGAGAUCGAAUUUGAAUAUUGAAACAAUGUUGCAAAUGUCGAAGAGACAGACAGCAAGGUUUAUCACUUUAGUUUCUAGGCCAAACUGUUCGGACGCUACAGACAUUUUCGUGAGAAGACCGAUUUUCUGACAAACACAGCUGUAGCUCGGCCACUUUCCAACACAGAUGCGGAAGUCCGACAGAGGCAGAUGCGGUGGAUUAAGACGCAUCCGUAAUCAUAGAAAGUGUGCAUGUUCGACAUAGCAUUCAAAUAUCGCAGGUCUGUGGAAAUCUUCCCAAUUGCUAUAAUAAUCUGUGCAGAAUCUCAAACAGCAUUGAUCACUUGCACCAUGCUCUUUGAAUGUAAUCUCAACUACAAUCCAGGUCAUUUGGUUGUGCUAUUAGAUAAAGCACAUUGAUAACACAUUUAAGUUGUUGUAUAAAUACAAAAUAUCUGACAUUGUAUUCCCAUUUGAACUUUGUUGUGCUUUUAAAUGGUUCAAAGCGCUGUGAUAACACAUUUAGAUGAUAAACCAGAAAUCAGACAUUGUUUUUCCAUUGGAAUUUGGUUGUGCUUUUAGAUGGUUGAAAGCAUAGUGAAAACACAUUGGGAAUUCAACAAACUUCUGGCUGUCUUAUAGAGUGGGUCAGUAAAGGUUGAAAUCUCAUUGAUCAACGUCUCAACCAAAUAUUACCAAAAAUGUCCAAGUUGAAAUGGCACGGUGUGCCCAGUGUGAUGGCAUUGGAGCUGAGAGCUGGUUAUUCCUGUGCCUAAGCACAUGGUGUUGCCAGUGGGGUGAUAUUGGAGCUGAGAGCUGGUUAUUCCUGUGCCCUAAGCACAUGGUGUUGCCAGUGGGGUGAUAUUGGAGCUGAGAGCUGGUUAUUCCUGUGCCUAAGCACAUGGUGUUGCCAGUGGGGUGAUAUUGGAGCUGAGAGCUGGUUAUUCCUGUGCCCUAAGCACAUGGUGUUGCCAGUGGGGUGAUAUUGUGUUGUGGUAUUAUAUAUUAUAUAUAUUGUUGAUAUUCAGCAUUGUUUAGUAGAGACCAUGGAAAUGUAAUUAGAGCCUGACAGCAGCAUCUGGCUUAGAUUUAGACUGUGUGACGUAUCGCUGUGCUCAUCAGUCAAACAUAAGAAUGGACAAAUGAAGCCCCUUCCUACACCAGAGUUUGUAUUGAAGAAUGCACUUCCUUGUCAGAUUCCAUGCCAAAGACCACCAGGUCAUGAUGUGUGCGUGAUUAUGUGACUCAGUUUUUAUUUGUUCAUGUGAACGUGUGGGUGUAUCAUUGUGGUUAAGUGUAUGCGUGUCUGUGUGUGUGUGUGUGUGUGUGUGUGUGUACUAACUUUCUCCUGUUGCUCCUGUUGCUAUGUUACUAUUAAUCAACCACAGUAUUUAUCACCAAAGAUAACCAAAGAUAACUAAAAGGACAACUGUCAUCGGCUCUGUUGAGGUAUCUGGCCUCCGCUGGCACAGUGCCCUUCGUUGGUUGGCUGACUGCCCUAUCUCUCUGUCUGCUUUAGGAAUCAUAUGGCCCUCUGUUCUGUCCUCAUGCUCAACUAUGGUUGACUUUUAUACCAGUGACGCAUGGAUGGGCCAAAGAAGAGGUGUUACUAUGUCAUUUUACGUAUACACUUCCUAUGAAAGAUGAGGAGAGAUGGUCCCUCAUGAUAUGGACAUGAAUUCAUCAAUAUGUUAAUCAUACGCAUGUACACCGGUAUACUCUUCCUUUUUAAACAGUUUUACAAAUUCAAGUGAUCAAGUUUCAAAGUCAACCCAAAGCUAGGAAAAGUGUUAAAGACAGUGUUUAUGUGAAAUGAUAGCGAGGAAGAAUACAUGUCAUGCUGCAUGUUAGUUCACUAUGUAUGUGUAUAAUGUGUCUUCUUCUUUUUUUGAAGGAAAACCGAUGAACCAAUGUAAUGUCUGGCUGUGUGGGGUUUGAUGUAUGCCAUGAUGACACAGGUGUAGUGUCUGAGCAUGUGCAAUGCAGAUGUCAAAUGUAUACAGUCGGUGGCAGUUGGUAUGUAGUUUCUCCCAGGGGAAAUAAAACCUCUAAGGUUCAACUAAAA
Molecule: messenger RNA, 5783 nt
Organism: Salvelinus fontinalis (brook trout)
Lineage: Eukaryota; Metazoa; Chordata; Actinopteri; Salmoniformes; Salmonidae
Gene: tbxa2r
Product: thromboxane A2 receptor
Exons: 3
Coding region: 389-1465 (358 amino acids)
Biological process (GO): positive regulation of vasoconstriction; adenylate cyclase-activating G protein-coupled receptor signaling pathway; inflammatory response
Cellular component (GO): plasma membrane
Molecular function (GO): thromboxane A2 receptor activity
Source: RefSeq, a predicted model, not a curated record